AUGGGGAGGCUGGAAUUCCCUGAUCUCGGAAGACAUUGCAGCGUUCAACAUUGCAAACAGAUUGACUUCUUGCCUUUCACUUGCGAUUGCUGCAAUCUGUGCUAUUGCCUGGAACAUCGAAGCUACAUUAAACAUGAGUGUCCAAAAGCAGACACCAACGGCGUCACCGUCGUCAUUUGCCCCCUAUGCGCCAAACGAGUUCGCUUGAUUCCCGAUAAAGAUCCAAACAUCUCCUGGGAAUCACACGUGAGCACCGAAUGUGAUCCUUCAAACUACGAGAAAGUUGUCAAAAAGAAAAAAUGCCCAGUUCCUCGUUGCAGGGAAGCCCUAACAUUCUCCAGCACGAUCAAGUGUAGGGAUUGCGGUGUAGACCAUUGCUUGAAGCACCGGUUCGGGCUCGACCACAACUGUCCAAGACCUAAGAAACCCGCCGGAGCUCCGUCAACAUCUUUGUCUAACUGGUCCACAAGAUUUCUCAACGUAGGUACUAGUUUCCAUAAAAACCAGCAAAGUGGCCGGAGCGACAGCAGCGGCGGGAAAGUGGAGGAAUGUCGGCAAUGCAGGGUGAAAUUUUCGUCUGUGACGGCGUUGGUAGAGCAUGUUAAGAAGGUGCAUGAAAAGAACAAUGAGUCUCGAGUUCUUAUGUUGUCCAUCGAUGUCUGUCCCAAGUGUAGUAAGGGGUUUCGUGAUCCUGUCGCACUAGUAGAACAUGUCGAGAGGGAUCAUGGCGGUACUUCCAGAGCUUGA
Messenger RNA from Hibiscus syriacus, 747 nucleotides. Its product is annotated as zinc finger AN1 and C2H2 domain-containing stress-associated protein 11-like. NCBI's taxonomy places the organism in Eukaryota, Viridiplantae, Streptophyta, Magnoliopsida, Malvales, Malvaceae. Gene Ontology annotation, cellular component: cytoplasm. The transcript has 2 exons. The record is from RefSeq and is a predicted model, not a curated record. The coding region runs from base 1 to 747 and encodes 248 amino acids. Gene Ontology annotation, molecular function: zinc ion binding.